Messenger RNA from Cucurbita moschata (crookneck pumpkin), 663 nucleotides. RefSeq names its product RPM1-interacting protein 4-like. The transcript is spliced from 3 exons. NCBI's taxonomy places the organism in Eukaryota, Viridiplantae, Streptophyta, Magnoliopsida, Cucurbitales, Cucurbitaceae. The record is from RefSeq and is a predicted model, not a curated record. The coding region runs from base 7 to 294 and encodes 95 amino acids.
CAUAUAAUGAGCUUACUACCUUUCCUAAAACGUCCGAUCUUUUGGUCUUCUCCUUUUCCCCACUUUCUUGAAUUCAUGUCGGAGAAGGGUCAGCCACUACCUAAGUUUGGUGAAUGGGAUGUUAAUAAUCCUGCUUCAGCAGAGGGCUUCACUGUGAUCUUUAAUAAGGCAAGAGAUGAGAAGAAAUCCGGUGGCCAACCUGAAUCACCUGGAAACGCGCCGAAGGCAAAACCUGCAGCUGAUCCUGCCAAACCUCAGGCUAAAAAAUGGUUCUGCUGCAUUCAGAGCCCGUAACCGUGUUGCUCUGUGAUCGUCUCCACUGGUUUUCGAUUGCGGUCAGCCUGCUAUACUAUUUCGCUUCUUAGUCUUCAUUCAUGGAGCAAAAAAGUUGAAGAAUUUUACGUGCUUUAUUUGUGGUGCUGUGAAGUGUUGGUAGAAGCUGACCUGUGCUAUCUAAUUUGUUUCUACUUCUUUUUUGUUGUUUUUUUUAAGAAAGCAUGUUGCUGCUUAGAUCUGAUAUUGAAUCUCUAAUAUUGUUUGUUAAAUGGUUUCUUUCUCUCUUUCCAUUUUCAUUUUCCCCUGUAGAAGAUGUUCGAUUACUCGAAAACAACCCUUUAGAGAAAGUCCAUGCCUCAUGGAGCAUAAUAUUCUCUUGCUUUCUAA